AUGAGCUCCCCCUCCCAAACCCCUGGCCCGUCCCCCACCCAGUCCCCCUCCCAGUCCAGGUCCAACAGCGUCGUCAACCCGCCGGCGCAGCAGCAAUCCAGCUCCGGGGGCCUCGCCCAGUCCCCAUCCCCAUCCCCGUCCCCCACCCGGGGUGGCUCCUCCUCCCGCCCGCCCUCUCACCCUCCCACCCCUUCAGCCUCCCAGCCCAACUCCCGGGCUCCCUCCUUGGCCCCCAGCCCCCACAUCCAGCAUGUGUCCAGAGGCUCCUCCCAAGGCCCCACUCCACCCCCCUCCAAGUCACCUUCUCAGUCUGGGUUGAAGCCCAUCUCUCGGAACCCCUCCCUUGUGCCCAACGUACCCUUCCUGCCCAUGCUGUCUCCAAGCCCGGCCAACUCGGCCUCCUACAUCGGGCCCAUGAGGCGCAUCCCCUCCUACAUCGCCCCCUACAUACCCCGCUUCAUGAGAGAGGGCCCCUUCUUCCAUCCCCCCACAUCGCCACUCCCCCAAAACAGCUGCUUCCCCUGCACCUUCCCCUGCCCACCCCCUCCGCCUCCCCCUCCCCCUAACUCUUUUUACUUUCCCUUGCUCCCCCCUCCCCCCCACAUCCCCCGGCUCAGCUGCUCCUACCCCACCCCUCCUGCCCUGUUCACGCCCCCCUCCUCCCUGUCCUACACGCUGCCGGUGGACGUUCUGGUGAGCCAGAAGCCUCAUGUGGUCCCCACCAUGCUGCCCCCCACCUUCUACACCCCCUUCUCCCGAUUCUACACCCACCCCAGACCGCGCCGGGUCAUCCGCCGCUCCGGGCAGUCCCCACUGUCCACCUACGACAUAGGCUCUACCCGCACCGUCCACUUCUUUCGUGGGUCCUAGGCCUCAGAUCUAUUUUGGACCUGAAGCUUCUGUGGGCAAUUUCAAGCUGCUGCACCCCGAAUUCAUCCGCUACCUGAUGGAGAGGUACUGUGGGUAUUGGGGGAGGGGGACC
Molecule: messenger RNA, 982 nt
Organism: Echinops telfairi (small Madagascar hedgehog)
Lineage: Eukaryota; Metazoa; Chordata; Mammalia; Afrosoricida; Tenrecidae
Product: vegetative cell wall protein gp1
Exons: 1
Coding region: 1-870 (289 amino acids)
Source: RefSeq, a predicted model, not a curated record